AUGCUGCGGUUCUCAUGUUCGCAGCUUGUCGUUGACCGGAUCGAUCCGCUCGUCAACCCUGGUGUCGCACCUUCGCCGCAUCUUCAUCAGCUCGUGGGAGGAAACGCAUUGAAUACCACCAUGGAUCCAAACGACGAUCUACCGAGUAUUGCGACCUGCACCACGUGUCAAUUCACCGAAGACUUCUCGAAUUAUUGGACUGCCGUCCUGUUCUUCAAAGCGCGCAAUGGCUCCCUCCAUCGCGUGCCGACCUUCGCGAACCAGUACCUGGAGCCGGCAAACGGCGGCAUCACCGUUUACUAUAUUCCCCCAUAUGAUGGCAAGACGAUGGUUACCGCUUUCCAGAAAGGAUUCCGCAUGAUCGUUGGGGAUCCAAUAAGGCGCUCCUACGUUGGAGAUAACGAUGCCCGCGGGCUGAGUUUCCGUUGCUGGGGUGAGAACUUCUCGGGAGAUAUCGGCGCGCCCGGUAUGGGCACGGAUACGCGGACGCUUCCCCCCAAGCCCUGCCCGGGCGGCAUUCGAGCCAACCACUUCUUCCCCACUUGCUGGGACGGGAAGAAUCUCGACUCUCCCGACCACAAAUCUCAUGUCGCGUAUCCUGCCAACGGCUCCUUCGAGAUGGGUGCCGCGUGCCCGGAAUCCCAUCCCGUCAAGAUUCCUCAGAUCUUGUACGAGGUCGCGUGGGAUACUCGCCAGUUUAAUGACCCGAAUGAGUGGCCGGAGGAUGGUUCACAGCCAUUCGUGUUUUCGAUGGGUGACGCGACAGGCUACGGUACGCAUGCGGACUACGUCUUCGGCUGGAAAGGUGACGCGCUUCAGAGGGCCAUGGAUGCGAAUUGCCAGGUGAAUUGCCCAACGCUCAAGAUGCAGUCGACGCAGACCGCGAACAAAUGUCAAGUAGAGCGGAAAGUGAAUGAAGAAAUCGACGGGUGGCUGGACGAGCUUCCUGGAGGGAUGCCUGUAACUUAUUCCUGA
Trematosphaeria pertusa is the source of this 975-nucleotide messenger RNA. RefSeq lists its product as uncharacterized. Bases 1 to 975 code for a protein of 324 amino acids. NCBI's taxonomy places the organism in Eukaryota, Fungi, Ascomycota, Dothideomycetes, Pleosporales, Trematosphaeriaceae. The record is from RefSeq and is a predicted model, not a curated record. The transcript has 5 exons.